Molecule: messenger RNA, 1126 nt
Organism: Nicotiana tabacum (common tobacco)
Lineage: Eukaryota; Viridiplantae; Streptophyta; Magnoliopsida; Solanales; Solanaceae
Product: outer envelope pore protein 24B, chloroplastic-like
Biological process (GO): regulation of monoatomic ion transmembrane transport
Molecular function (GO): voltage-gated monoatomic cation channel activity
Source: RefSeq, a predicted model, not a curated record
CGCCGGCCAAGAUUAAACCCGGAGUGCUAGAACUAUCCUAAACCUCAAGGCCUCAAUCUCUCCAAUCUUAUCCCGCUCGCAAGGGAAUCAAAACAAAAAACAAGGUUCCAUUUUCAUUCGGAAAUGACGAAGGCAUCAUUCAAAGCUCGAUAUGAGACGGACAAAGCCGCCGCCGCCACUACGGUCGCCUUCAACGCCGGCGACUUUAAGCUCCGAGCGUCCAUGACCGAUGCUACUGUUGUCAACGGUCCCAGUUUAAACGGCUUAGCUCUUGCCGUUGAGAAACCUGGCUCAUUCAUCAUCGACUACAACGUCCCCAAAAAGGACAUUCGGUUUCAAUUUAUGAACUCAAUCAGGGUUAUGGAGAAGCCGUUGAAUUUGAAUUACAUUCAUUUUCAUGGAGACAAUCGAACAAUAUUGGAUGGGACUUUGGUGUUUGAUUCAGCCAACAAGGUGUCGGCUAAUCACGUGAUGGGGUCGGGGAGUUGUAAAUUGAAGUACACUUAUGUGCAUGGAGGACUCGCUACUUUUGAGCCAAGCUAUGAUACAUCAAAGAACGCAUGGGAUUUUGUGGUUUCACGUAAAGUUUACGGGGACGACGUGUUUAGGGCUACUUAUCAGACGACGAGCAGGAAUUUGGGGCUCGAAUGGUCCAGGAGUUCAAAGUUAAAUGGAUCUUUUAAGAUUUGUGCAUCUCUCUGUUUGCUUGAAGAACGCAAAAUGCCUAAGUUAAGUGCUGAGACUUCGUGGGACUUCGAGAUGUGAUUUCGUUUUUUUUUUACAAUUAUUCAGAUACAAUUACUUUUGGCUAUCCAUCAUCAUUGGGCUCAAUCUAAUGUUUUCUAGCUGAAUUUGUAGAUUCACAAGUGGGAUGAUCGUUUUGAUAUGGUUAACUAUUAAAGGUUUAUGGUUAAAUGACAUGAGUAUUGACCCACAGCUGCUUUUCUUCCGCUUCAAGACAUAUCCUUGUUUUUAUGCCUUGACUUUACCCAAAUUGAUAAUUUGCAUGUACUCUCCCCCUUUAACGCUCCACCAAAAUGGUGGAUCCAUUAUCUUGUUCCUAGCUUUAUUUGGUCAUUUGGAGAUACUUUGAGAUAUUGAUUGAAAUCAUUUGAAGCUCCUGCCA